GCCUCGGCCGUGCUAGAGGGAGACGCUGUGAGAUCCUCGCUCUCCGCACCGGCCGCCAUCUUACUGGUGUCCGUCACACUCGCUCCACCACACUCACAACAUCGGCUACGACAUAAUGGCGCACUGUUUGUAAUUUUACUUCUACAGACAGCAGAUUCACAAUGUGAGGGACAGACUGACCUCUAGUGUCAUCUAUGAUCCUCCGAUAUACGUGGGCACAGGUUUUCCUGCACAGAGCAGUGUCCAUCCCUUGACCAUCAGUCUGAGCGACAAAGGAUGGACAAUACCUGGAAUGAGGUGACUUGGAGAAUACUGCGUUUCACAAUGGACAUCAUCUCCCUGCUGAUGAGAGAGGAUAAUAUUGUGGUUAGAAAGUCUGGUGGCCGGGUCAUCAUUGAGCCUUACCCUCGUUCACUGGCACAUGAGAGAGACGAUGACCAGAAGAUCCUGGAACUCAUCAACAAGAUCAUUCAGCUGCUGACUGGAGAGGAGUCAGCCAUGAAGAAGACAGAUGAUUGUAAGGACAAGACAAUGGACAGUAGCCAUGCUCGGUGGGCAGUAGGUGGAUCAGACACCAGUUUAGGGUUCUGCAGCCUUACUUCCUCCUGGAAGUCCUCCAAGCAGGACACUAAUGUUCAUGAGGACCAUCUAAGAGGCUUUAUCUGGAAGGACUCUACUUCAUGUGAGAAGCCACAAAUAUCUCUCCGAGAUGAAUCCAUGGAAAAUCUCACAGACGGUGACACAAAAGUCCUCCCCACCAUUUAUACCCAGGAAGAUUAUUCUUCUAUUAAUAUUAAGGUAGAAUCUAUCUCUGAUGAAGACCUCACAGACUCUGAUAUCUGUACCCCCACAGAUCCUACUCAUAAUAAGGAGGACCCAGCCCCAUGUGAUGGAGGGUCCCUCACAGACUCUAGUAUCUAUAUCCCUACAGGUCAUACCCUAUUCUCAUCCAUCAAUAUUAAGGAAGAAUCAGCCUCCGGCAUGCAGGAAAGUCUCACCGACAAUGACUAUACAUCUGUACGCAUAAAGGAAGAGUCUAGCUCCUGUGAAGACGCAGAUAUUUAUUCCCCCUCAGACCAUUCACCAUCAGGUUCCAACCAGAGAAAGCCCGGGAGAAAACUGAAUGCUUCUCAGAUAGUGGAACCCAAUGCUGAAGGUCUGUAUUCCUGCACGGACUGUAAGAAGUCUUACACUACCAACUCGCGCCUUAUUAAACACCAGCGGGUCCACAAAACCAAGACCAUUCCUUGUCCACAGUGUGGGAAACACUUCUCUUGUCAUUCAGCCCUUACCAGGCAUCAGACGGCCCACAGAGUGGAGAAGGCCUUCAUCUGCCCAGACUGCGGCAAAUGCAUGUCAUCCAAGCCAGCUCUCACCGUGCACCAGAGGAUUCACAAAGAGGAGAAGCCCUUUAAAUGUUCUGAUUGUGGGAGACACGUCCUCUUCAGAUCCCACCUGGUCAGACACCAGAUAAAGCACAGCGGGGAGAAGCCGUUCUCCUGCUCCGAGUGCGGAAAGUCCUACAGCAGCAAAGCCGCCAUCGUCAUGCACCAGAGGCUCCACACGGGGGACGCAUUAUAUCCCUGCACAGAGUGUGGGAAAUGCUUUGUACAGAGGAACCAUCUGCAGCAGCACUUGAAUAUACACACGGGGGAAAAGCCCUAUGCCUGCCCCCAGUGCGGAAAGCGCUUUAUACAGAAGAGUAACCUGAAGCAGCACAUGAACGUCCAUGUUCCUAAGAAGAAGGAGACCUUUCCUUGUCCUGAAUGCAGCAAAUGUUACAAGCGGAAGGCCGACUUUAAGUGGCACAUGCUGAUACACCUGGGAGAGAAGUAAUCCCGGCUUCCUGUCCGCACACAGACAUGGCUCCUGUACCCAUCAGACUAUUGCUUAUACCAAGUGAUGAGAUGAGAGACCUACGUUAUAACUCCAUCCCUACACCUGGGAGAUAAGUAAUCCCGGCUUCCUGCCUGCACACAGACAUGGCUCCUGUGCCCAUCAGACUAUUGCUUAUACCAAGUGAUGUGAUGAGAGACCUACGUUAUAGCUCCAUCCCUACACCUGGGAG
Molecule: messenger RNA, 2068 nt
Organism: Pseudophryne corroboree (corroboree frog)
Lineage: Eukaryota; Metazoa; Chordata; Amphibia; Anura; Myobatrachidae
Product: oocyte zinc finger protein XlCOF7.1-like
Exons: 5
Coding region: 277-1836 (519 amino acids)
Biological process (GO): regulation of transcription by RNA polymerase II
Molecular function (GO): DNA-binding transcription factor activity; RNA polymerase II cis-regulatory region sequence-specific DNA binding
Source: RefSeq, a predicted model, not a curated record